Messenger RNA from Aspergillus homomorphus CBS 101889, 1473 nucleotides. RefSeq names its product Zn(II)2Cys6 transcription factor. The annotation marks the transcript as partial. Gene Ontology annotation, molecular function: zinc ion binding; DNA-binding transcription factor activity, RNA polymerase II-specific. The transcript is spliced from 2 exons. Lineage: Eukaryota; Fungi; Ascomycota; Eurotiomycetes; Eurotiales; Aspergillaceae. Gene Ontology annotation, biological process: regulation of DNA-templated transcription. The record is from RefSeq and is a predicted model, not a curated record.
AGACCACGGCAAAAAGCAUACGCGAAGCGGUCCCGCACGGGCUGCCGGACUUGCCGGGUGCGUCGGGUUAAAUGUGAUGAGUUGCCCAAUGCAUGCGGCAACUGCACACGGACAGGCCGGAUCUGCGACGGAUAUGACGUGCAAAGACUCCCUCCACGCCGCGUCCCUGGGGAAGGCCGAGGCGAGGCAGUCGCUCGACCAGCCGCUGACAGCGCUUUCGCCACGAUCCACGCCGCCAUCAUCACCAAGCUACAAUGGAAGAUGACGUCUGACGAGGGUCGCUGCCUCUCGUUCUUUCAGCACCGUUCUGUUCCCCAGCUGGUGGGCUUUUUUGAUUCGCCUCUUUGGCAGAGACUGAUUCUCCAAUUGUGCCACGCAGAUCCCGCGGUAUAUCAUGCGGUCGUCGCCCUCGGCGCGGUGAACCAAGCCAACGAGAUAGCCGGUCGUAUACCCCGGCCGGGGGAGCGAACCAUCCUGCAAAAUACCCAGGGGCUGCAAAACACCUGGUACCGGUACGCCAUGGAGCAAUCCGGACGCUCAAUCGCUCUGGUCAACAAGCGACGCAUAUCCCGUGACCCGCAGCUGCAACAAGUCAUUUUGGUGUGCUGUAUACUGUUCAUCACCUCCGAGUUACUGUGCGGGAACGUUACUGUCGCCAACUUCCACCUCCGCGGAGGCCUGCGAAUCAUCCAAACCAUGAACAUCCGGCGACGGCCUCUGGGACUCGAGCUGAGCACGGGCGCAGUAGAAGAGUGUGUGAUGGACUCGUUCUUGGGCUUCCAGCAAGGAUCGCUCUACUACGGCAAUGAAGAGGUGGUGCGCUUCGAUAGCGAGUUCAUCCACGAACAACCGUACGAGAACUACCUCGACCACUUCCACAGCCUGGCUCAUGCGCGGCAGACCUGGAAGCCUCUCGAACACACCGCUUUUGAGUUCAUCGCCAUCGGAAUGAAGGCGAGCGACGACGAACUCGACGCCAAAUACGCCACGUUAUACCUUCAGCAGCACCGACUUAUCUCACUCGUGACCAAAUACCUCCACCAGUUCGAGCACUUCUGCCGCACCGCGUACGGCACCACCUCAUUCACCAUGCCAAUCACCACGAAACAUCAGGUCCGCCGCAAGGAAUACCGCGAGGCGGAAUUGACGCGAAUCAGCUGCCUUAGCGUCUUACUUGGGGUGCGAACCGCCACGUACAACAAAACCGGCCCGCCGCCCGAUGGCCACAUCGCCGAGCGGUGGGCCCUGCUCUCCGCCGUCGAAACCGCCAUGCGCAAUCUCGGCGCCGACUGCCCCACGUUCACGGCCACCAGCACCAUGAUCCCCGCCAUGUACAUGGCCGCCCAUUCGAGUCCGGAUUAUGCCCUGCCAUGCCACGCGAUCGAGCUGCUACGGUCCUGGCGGUCCGAGGAAGGGUUCAUGCGAUCGGCUCUGAGCGCCAACCUCCUCGAGGAGUUCCUGAAGAAGGAUCUG